Molecule: messenger RNA, 1694 nt
Organism: Oryzias latipes (Japanese medaka)
Lineage: Eukaryota; Metazoa; Chordata; Actinopteri; Beloniformes; Adrianichthyidae
Gene: akirin2
Product: akirin 2
Biological process (GO): positive regulation of transcription by RNA polymerase II; positive regulation of innate immune response
Cellular component (GO): chromatin; nucleus
Molecular function (GO): transcription coregulator activity
Source: RefSeq, a predicted model, not a curated record
UUGUAUUGUUCUAUAAGAGGAAUAAAAAAAAGUUAGUAUGGUACUUUUAGUUAAUGCAUUUCUGUCAGAUAAAUAUAAAUUGAGCAGUGACAUAAGAAAAAAUAAUGCUGAAUAAUAACCAAACAAACUAAAUAUGAAAAAUAUUUACAACGAAAAUGAAACUUUUACGAUUAAACCGAUUAAAACUCAAACAAAAACAAAUUUGAAAAAGGCAUCGUUUUUUAGCUGUUUGGGAAAUGUAGUCACUUAACGUUUAAAACAAGCCAAAUGAGGCUGGAACUGAACUACAAGUACCACUGCAUCCCACUUGUAGUUGCGCAUGCUCAGUUCCAUCCAAAUAUCGGGACUGUGCAGGGAAGCAGUCGGUUGUUGGUUUAAAUGUUGUCGGUUAAAUCUGCCAUCAUCCGAUUUUACACUCAGAUCUUAUUUAAUCCUUUUCCCGGCAUACGCAGCUUUUAUUGUAUUUGAUGUCACGUUGGUGAGAUUUGUUCUUAAAAAAUAACGUAGGCGGAAGAGCAGCGUUUUAACGACCCCGGAAUUGCGGCUACUUUCCUAAGUAGCUUAGCUAGUUAGCAUUAGCGAUUUCCUUGGAUGAAAGGGGAAUUUCAGGUGUCUUGGUCAACAAGUUUCGGAAAUACUAAAACGCGAUGGCUUGUGGAGUCACCCUGAAAAGAACUCUGGACUUUGACCCCCUAAUGAACCAGGCUUCGCCCAAAAGAAGAAGGUGUACCCCGGUCAUGUCGCCGGUUUCUUCGCCGCAGAAGUAUCUGCGCAUGGAUCCGUCUCCUUUCGGGGAAGUGUCGUCCAGGCUCACCACAGAGCAAAUCCUGCAUAAUAUAAAGCAAGAGUACAAACGGCUGCAGAAACGCCGACACCUGGACAGCACUUUCCUGCAGUCUGAUGGCUGCUGUCCGGUGGAUCUGCAGAGCAGUCAGUGUGGAUCCCCCUCACCAGGUUCGUCCUCAGCUGCCUCGCCCCCCAGCAGGAAAGAACAGCCCUUAUUCUCUCUCAGACAAGUCGGGAUGAUUUGUGAGCGACUACUGAAGGAGCGCGAAGACAAGAUCCGCGAGGAGUACGACGAGACUCUGACCACCAAGCUCGCUGAACAGUAUGACGCAUUUGUCAAAUUUACACAUGACCAGUUAAUGCGACGGUUUGGAGAGCAGCCUGCCAGCUAUGUUUCCUGAGCGCUCCUGCCGUUUGUUUGAAUAUGCAAAUAGUCCACGAGGGGCGGCUGCGUUUGAACUCGUCUCUGGCUUCAGUUAGCGGCACAAACAUUUGCUGACUCUCCCGAGUUGGGACGGCUUCUUGCUGCAAACAUGUGGGAGCUCUCAGAGGCACCAUCAGUGGCCACUUGGUUGUUUUUGGUUGAUUUCAUUUUGAUGCUUUUACAAAACUGCCAUCGUUCACUUUGCCUUUUUUGUUUUUAUCUCAUUUUUUUCCACUGAAGUUGUUAGCAGUGCAGCUUUUUCAAAUGUAAUGUGUUUUUUUUUUUUUUUAGGGAUGGAUGGUGCAGCUUCUUGCAGCAUUUUUUUUUCUAAGUGCAUAAAUCUUACUGGUGAAUCCUCACAUUACAUUUGUAUACACUGUAUAACAUUUUUUAAUGCUUGAAUUUAGUUCACUGUAAAAAUGUUUGGUUUUAAAGGGGCUUUGACGCAAAUACAGCAGAUGAAUAAAAUUUGUAUACAAUCCUC